UAUACAAGCUCAUGUCGAUUACGUAAAAAACCAUACGCAAAUUUUGUGCGUGAGUGUCUUGUGAAAAGUCUUUUCAAAAUGUUGGAAUUUUAUCCGAAUUUAAACCUUGCUCCGGCUAUGUUGCCGGACCACAACGGCUUAAAUGGACCAGAUUGUAACGGUCGAACUGAUGGCAGACUAAUAAAAUGUGAAAAAACUUAUGAAAUGUGUGAGGGUUGUGGGCAGAAAAUCCACGAUCGGUACCUGAUGCGGGUCGCAGACGCAAGUUGGCACGAGCACUGCCUCACUUGUAGCAUCUGUGGCGUCCAACUCGCCCAUUCCUGCUACACCAGAAACACAAAGCUCUACUGUAAGGCUGACUACGAUAGGAUAUUUGGAGUAAAGUGUUCACGAUGCGGCGACCGUCUUCUUCCCCACGAAAUGGUAAUGAGAGCACAACAGCACGUCUUUCAUCUGCCCUGUUUCGUAUGCGUGGUGUGUUGUCAGCCUCUGCAAAAAGGCGAACAAUUCGUGCUACGAGCGGGGCAACUCUUCUGUCGGCAAGACUUCGAGAAAGAGAUGUAUUUGAUGCAGCAGGCAAGUUCCGGGGAUGACGACAUGCUUGACGAGAACAGCCGGCCGAGGGACGGCAGAAGAGGCCCCAAAAGGCCCAGGACUAUUCUCACCUCGGCGCAGAGACGCCAGUUCAAGGCGUCGUUCGAAGUCAGUCCCAAACCCUGCAGGAAAGUCCGAGAAGCCCUGGCUAAAGAAACCGGACUCAGUGUCAGAGUUGUGCAAGUGUGGUUCCAAAAUCAGAGAGCCAAGAUGAAGAAAAUACAAAGAAAAGCGAAGCAGGAUGACGGGAAGUCGCCUGGAGAUAAAGAGAAAGGGGACAAAGAUGACAAGAUUAUUAAACAAGAGUCGCCUUCUAGUGAUCAUGGACAUUUUAUGGGUAUGGGAAAUCUGAGUGAUUCACAUUUUCCUAGUUCCAGUCAACCGCUCAACCCCAACAUUCCGUACUCUCCAGAUGAUGCUUAUCCAGCUCACUCAGGAGAAAGUUUCUGUAGCUCUGAUAUCUCAUUGGAUGACAGUACGAAUUUCGACCAUUUGGAUGAAGCAACAUCAGACACCCUUUCACUACAAAAUUUAGAACUUCAGUCGACACAUUCACAUCAACAUGACACAGUUCCGCCUUCCGGCUCAAUACCAAAUCCAAUUGAUAAACUCUACCUCAUGCAAAAUUCUUAUUUUAGUACGGAACAAUAAAAACGUUUCCCUUUUUUGUUAUAUUAUCACUUGUACUUAAAUUAUUUUUGUUUUUGUUCACUUAAGUAAUAAUUAGUAACCAAACUUCUUUAUUUGUUGCUAUGCAAGUGCCAUUUGAGCUCAAUAAAACUAGUCACAAAUUAGAUAUCUCAUUUAU
Messenger RNA from Tribolium madens (black flour beetle), 1402 nucleotides. It is a transcript of the gene Lmx1a, whose product is annotated as LIM homeobox transcription factor 1-beta. The record is from RefSeq and is a predicted model, not a curated record. Gene Ontology annotation, molecular function: DNA-binding transcription factor activity, RNA polymerase II-specific; RNA polymerase II transcription regulatory region sequence-specific DNA binding. Bases 79 to 1245 code for a protein of 388 amino acids. Gene Ontology annotation, biological process: neuron differentiation; regulation of transcription by RNA polymerase II. NCBI's taxonomy places the organism in Eukaryota, Metazoa, Arthropoda, Insecta, Coleoptera, Tenebrionidae. Gene Ontology annotation, cellular component: nucleus. The transcript is spliced from 4 exons.